Molecule: messenger RNA, 2562 nt
Organism: Tetranychus urticae (two-spotted spider mite)
Lineage: Eukaryota; Metazoa; Arthropoda; Arachnida; Trombidiformes; Tetranychidae
Source: RefSeq, a predicted model, not a curated record
AUGGGAUAUCUGAUACGGAAAGAGUAUCGGAUCCGGAUUAAGUUAGUCCGAUUCUUGUUUGUUUACUUUCUUGUUUUGCUCCUUACUGUUAACCACCAGACAAUUUUCCCAGUUUUACAAAUCAAUUGUUUAAUUGUUGAUUUAACUAUGGGUAAAGACAAAAAGCCUGUUGAGAGUGUUGAUGAUUCUACAUUCGAACGAACUAAUAAAGGAUCUCAUCGUCAAGCUGCAUUCUAUCGAAGAUGUUCUGCUCUUGAAGCUGCUCGUGAAUCGGAUUGGGAAAAAUGUUAUUACUUAUUGAUCGAGUCACUUAGUGGUUAUGGUUUAACAUUAGAUCCGAUUGAAUAUGAGAAGCGAAUCAGUGAAAGACGAAUGGGAUGGGCAGGGAUUCACGUUCAAGUUUUGAGUGAUCUUGUUAGAAGUGCAACUGAAAUGGGAUGUGAACAAUUAGCCAUUCGACAUUUGAGCUUCCUACUUCAAUGUUUUUGUGAAAUUCUUACUAGACAAGAAAAAAGUGACUUUGCUCGAGAACUUGAAUCGCUUGGUUCGAAAUGUGGCGAAGGAGCUCCAGUUAAUCUGACCUUAGACAAUGGUUUUACUAUCCCAUCAGUUAAUCUAACUAAAUUUCCUAUGGUGUCUUCGUUGAAGAUACAGAACCUUUUUGCUUCUUUGCGUCCAGUUAAGUUAAAGCCUAAAUCGAUGGAUAAUCUGAUCCCUACCUCCGCAUCCAGUCCUUUUAUAUUUACUCCUAUUCAAAUGAGCCGACCCUCUUCUCGAAGAAGAUCUUUAACAUCACCUGCAGUACAGAAUAUGGAUUUUAAGUGGAUUCAAGGAGAAACUUGCCAAAUAACUCUUCAAGUAUCCAAUUAUUUGCCUGUUGAAUUACAGGUCAAUCAUAUUGCCUUAUUAACUGAUGGAGUUGCUUUCCAAACUUACCCAACUUCGUUAACUCUUCCAGCUGAGUCAGGGCCAUUUCCAAUUCAAUUAACGGGAACACCUUUAAAUAGCGGUAAACUUGACAUACUUGGAUAUUCUACACAUGUUCUUGGUGUAAAGAGUGACUGUCGAUGGCCUCACCUUCCUAACAGUAGUCGUCUAAAAUUACCUGCUAAGUAUGUCGUUGAAGUGAUUCCUCCACUGCCAUUGAUAGAUAUUUCAGCUCCUGAUUUACCGAAAUCAGACACAUUUACUUCUUUAACUACCGAUAACAAUGCCAUCAUGUCUAAUGUUAGCUUAACAAUCUAUGCUGGUCAGACCAAAACAUGUUCCAUUAAAGUCACUAAUAAUAGUCCGAAUAACGAUGUUAUCGAGAUAAUCUCUGUUAAAAUGAUAAGCAAACUUGUCAAGGAUAUUGAAACAAACUUGGUCACUUGGAAUGAUAAUGAUCUGAACAACUGUCUUCCUCUACCCGCUCAAUCAUCAUUCGACUUUGAUAUUAAAGUGUACGGCAUUAGUGAUUUUUUAUCACCCUCGACGAAAAAACGAGCCUCAAGUUUUAAAGUGAAGUCAGCAUCUGUGAGUGGUACUUCGUCUCCAGUUCCAAAUAUCGCAAAUAUUACAAAUACAAAUUCUUUAACAGGAUCUCCACAUCAUCACCCUUCUUCAAAUACUGCGGGCGAUAGCGGCUCAUCUAAACGUUCUCAUAUUUUAGGUUCAGCUUUAGCUAAUUUUUUAUCAGAACUUCAAGUCGGUAGCAGCAAUUCCAAUAUCAAAAGAAAAUAUGAUCUAGUCAAUUCCAUCAAUUUGGAGGAAUAUCAACCUCGUGUCAUCGAAGUGAUCCUUGAAUUUGAAUAUAGUGGAGGUGGAGGUUUAGCCUCUGGAUAUUGUCGUAGAAGUGCAAUUGCCAUCAAUAUUGAAAUUAUUCCUUCGGUAUUGAUUACUAAAUGGGAUGUUCUUCCUGCUGAGAUGCCUUCCCACUGUUAUCUUGUUUUUGAUGUUCUCAAUGCUACUAAUUAUGAAAUGGAACUAAACUAUAGCGAAAAUAAGUCCAUUUUAAUUGAACCUAGAGAAACUUGCCGAAUUCCAGUUCCUGUUGAACGAGUACCUUUGAUGAAUGAGGAAAGUUCCCUUAAUAAAGUAAAAAAUAGUAAAAAUGGAAUUUCAUUACUGGAGAGAUGUAAACAUCACCUAGUCAAUCAAGUCAACCUAAAUUGGAGCUUAUUAACAACUGAUAUCACCGGAGUCGCUUUCAUGUCUGAAAUACCUUGGACUGGAGAUCUUUUGGAUCAUAUAAUAAUGUCUUCUGUUCAAUGGGAUGUUAAAGUAAAUGGAAAUGAUUUAAAAAUCGAAGAAGAUCUUAAUUUUUCGAUUGGUGAAGCUAUAAUGUUGACCAUUUCAGUAACCAACAUUAGUGGCAAUUCAUUGCGAGAUGUUGAAUUGUGGGUCUCGUGUUUCCAAGAGCAACAGAAUGGAGUAAAAAAUUACAAAGUUGAUAUGAAAAGAUCAAUUUUGGGUUCUGAUAGAGUUUAUAUUGAUGAGAUUUUAAAUUCAUAAAGUUAUUCCCAUGAAUUAGGAAUGGUCUUGUCUCAAAGGGUAAACAAUCAAUUACUAGGAUUAAAAGGG